This is a messenger RNA of Exaiptasia diaphana, 3130 nucleotides long. RefSeq lists its product as uncharacterized. NCBI's taxonomy places the organism in Eukaryota, Metazoa, Cnidaria, Anthozoa, Actiniaria, Aiptasiidae. Bases 171 to 2561 code for a protein of 796 amino acids. The record is from RefSeq and is a predicted model, not a curated record. The transcript has 9 exons.
UCUCAAUCGGCCGUGGCUGAUCACUUCGAAGUAAUUUUGACCUUUUUUGACAUCUGAAUAUGAUGCUGAUUCGUCUGGUGUAUGUUUGAUGUCUGACAUACAUUUUGACAACUGUUGACUUGACCUCUACCCAUGAAAUCGCUUGGUACAUAAACAUACCACCAAACAACAUGGCGGGAGACGGUUACGAGCUUUCUAUACAGGACCCCGACACUCCUCAGUCAUCUACUGAAAAACCCUCUAAACUUGUCAUAGGUAUUGCUGCAUUAUUCCUGUUGGUUGGAAUUGCCGUUUUGAUUGCAGGAGUCGUCAUGUUAGGCAAAAAAUCUUCGGAGGCGCCUUGUACAGUUUGGGACGCUGAUAAGACCGACCAAAGUUGCAUGUUCUCUGAUGAAGCUGAGCGCGUGGACUUGCAAGGGUUUUUGUCUCGUCUGAAAGACGCUUACUUUGAGUACUCUCCUCAUUUAGUGGCAUGGAAGCCAGACCUUGUUGGCAAAGAGCUGACUGAAUAUGUCAAGCAAAGCUACCAACCAUACGAUCCACACCCAGAUAAACUGAAAGCAAAAACCGACAAAUCCCUUGCCUUACUUAAAGAAAUCACCGAUUUGAAGAUGAACAAAGAUUUAAUGACACCGAGAGAAAACAAGGCUAUCGCUCAGGCAAUACAUUUUCUUCAGCACUGUUUCGAUGUCCCGUAUGACGAGAACUUCUAUAAUGGUGAUUGGAUGCUUGGACCAAACUAUUUCUGUUGGCAACCAAUAUGCCAGAUUCAUCACUCGCUUAACGCAUACGGUACAUCGGCUGCGCCGCAUACCUUCGAUGACGUCAAACGUGUCAUAGAGACCAUCCGUAACCAUAGCAACAUUUUUUCUCGCUACAGGCAAAACAUGGAACUUGGCGUCAAAGCAGGAAUGGUUCGAUCUGCAACAGACUGUCAAUCAAGCGUAUAUGCGUUUAAAAAUAACUACGGCAAGCUGGCUAUAAAAAACGAGUCGUCUGCUGUUUUAGACGAAGAGUACGUCCAAGUAUUCCUUGAGCCACGUUUUCUGGUUGAGCUAAAUAAAGGUGUUUCAGAGCAGUGGGAGAAGGAUAAAGGGAGGAGUAUCCAAGAUUCCUUGCGGUCAGCACUGAUUGAAGGGUUUGGCAAACCUCUCCUUGAAUUAAUAGCGUAUCUCGAGUUCAAACAUAUAAGGCAUUGCCCGCCAGACAGUGUAGCCAGCGGUCUGAGUGAUCUUCCUUUGGAUUACGUGUACGUAGAUGGUGACCCGGAUGUGAAUCAGAAGACUACAAAAACCCUACCGGGUACUGGUAAACGGCUCGAUGGCAAGGAAACCUAUCGUGUGAUUAUGUCGUAUUUUACUACUUCUGAUAUCACACCUGAACAAGUCUACAAAGAAGGUUUGAAACAACUGAACAUUUUUAUGCCACAAGUCAUAGACAUAGCCAAACAAAUCACUAAAAACCCAAAUGAGACCGAUGCAAUUGAGGAGUUUCAAAAAACUCUCAACGAUCGCCCACAGUGGCACAACAAGGAACAGUUUCCUGAAAACGAGAGUAAUUCCGACGCGUACAAGAAAUGUAUUGAUGCUCAAUCAGCUCAGAAAUACUGUCCAAAGCGCUGGGCUGCCGUGCAAGAUUGGGGGAGAUACAUUGAAUUUGUGAUGUCACAUAUUUCACCAAAACUCGCCAACUUGUUUUAUUUUGCUGGAGCCAAAAGAACAACGGGAAAUUGCCCAAUAGAAAUGCAGCCACACUACAACCCGUCAAACGGCGCCAUGUACUUCCAACCCAGUGACUCGGAAUGUAGUCAACCGAGCUAUUUUGGUUUACCAUUCUUCUUAAAAGAAUAUGGACCAAAGUUUCAAGAGUGGUCCGUGACAGGUCAUGAAGCUCGACCUGGACAUCAUACACAGAUGCAAGGAUCAUUAGAAAAUUUUCGAGGUUCGUGCAAAGGCCUUCCUGAAUGGCUCGAUAAACAAACCUACUACAUUGCCUUCCAAGAAGGAUGGGCGCUAUAUGGCGAAAACCCCAUAUUAUCACACGAUACAGACUUGUAUAAAAGUAACUUAUUACAGAAAUAUGGUAUGCUAAAAUGGCAGGUGUGGCGAGCUGUACGUCUAGUGGUCGAUACGGGCUUACACUAUCGAAGUAUGAAAAGGUCUGAAGCACUAGAAUACUUUGCCAACUAUACAUGGGACACGACCGACUUCGCGGUGAAGGAAGUCACUCGAUAUCAAAGUGAUCCUGGACAAGCCACAGCCUAUAUGCUUGGGAGACUGGAACUUAUCAAAUUGCGUAAUAUGACUGAGAAAGAACUGGGUUCCAAAUUUGACCUGAAAGAGUUUCACUACCAGGUGCUAUCCCAGGGUUCUUCGCCAAUAACAUACUUGCAAGAACACAUAGAGCGUUACAUUGGAUGCGUCAAAGCGACGAAAAAAAGCAAAAUUUGUCAGUUGAUUCUCAAUCCUCCUCCUAAAAAAGUGGACGAUAAAACUUUGGGCACUGGGAAUCGAUUGUUAAAGAACUCUCCGCGAAAUAUGCAUUGGAAGAGAUAUCCUUAGCAGUAGAAUAUUUGUUCCUUGGUUCUUUGUGAUAAUAUAAACCAAUAUCUUGGGCUCUGUGAAGUAAUGUAAGAUUAGGUCGCGUAGCUAUCUGCCAAAGGUAAUAUCAGAUGCGUUUUGUUCCUCGUCCUAAAAGGAAUUGCGAAUGACAGAAGUAAAAUUGUCAUGGAAUGCAUGCUUUUAUUUCUUUUAUUUACUCGAGAAGCAGCUCAUGUCGAUUUCAAAUAGAAUACUACUGUGGAGCCUCGUUAAUCCGGACACAGACCAGACAAAGAAAAGUGGUCGCAUUAACUGGGUAGAAACGUAUAUGAGUUUAGUUCGUCGGGACCUAAAAAAAGUGCCCUUCAGACGACGUUGUACGUCGAAAUAAACCCCUCUCAUGCUGGGGACAAAAUAGAACCCCACCAUUGUUCUGUGGCUCAUAAGAUGGAAAUGCUUUUAUAUUGACUUCCAGGCGUCUGUAUUAACUGGGAGUAUAAAAAUCCUCUUUAAAGAGCGAGACACUUCGUAUAAAUAAACUUUAAUAAUUCAGUAUUGUUUUAAAAUAAAUACAUGACGUCUUUUGGGAA